CGAUCGACACAUUUGCCUGUCGGCUGAGAACGCGUUCAGAAGUUCGUCGGGUGUGAGCUUGCUCCAAUGGAUAGGAAGUACUUCUGCUGAAAUCGUACUGAAAAUACCAUGUACUAGUUGUUUGCUUUCCAAAAUGGCAAAGAUAAAUUAUAUACUGUGCCUGUGCUUGUGGUUCUUUUUGCUCUCGGCUGUGCUAUCAUCUGGGAAUCGACGGAUUCGGCGACAAAAUCGAUCUGAUCGACUGCUGGCUGACAUCGGAGUUCGUGCCCAGUCGUAUGAUCCUCGAGUGCCGGAGAAUGGGAUACAGCAGUACACCGACAUUGACCAGGAUCUGCGGCAUUUAUUUACCAACACCCGGCAGACCACGCUGAGAUGGGCACUCAACAACAUCGAGGCGCUGAGCAAGCGAGGCAGACGCGAAGGAAAGCUCCAGGUGCCGGUGCCGAAGAAGGUGCCCUUCUUCUGUCCCACGAAUGGUACGAGAUCAGCCAAUCCUCCCACGUCCAUAGAACAUCUGAGGCCAGGGGACAUUGAUAUAAUAGCUGCCUUUGGAGACUCCCUGUCGGCGGGCAAUGGGAUUCUGUCCAACAACGCCAUCGACAUGAUCAACGAGUUCCGUGGCCUGACCUUCUCGGGCGGCGGUCUGGCCAACUGGCGAAGGUUCGUGACCCUGCCCAACAUCCUGAAGAUAUUCAAUCCCAAGCUGUACGGCUUUGCGGUGAGCAACAGUCUGGUGAUCAACCACCGAUCCUCGCGGCUGAACAUCGCCGAGCCGAUGAUCAUGUCGCGGGAUCUGCCCUUUCAGGCCCGCGUGCUCAUCGAUCUGCUGCGCCGUGAUCCCAAUGUGGACAUGAAGCGCCACUGGAAGCUGCUCACGGUGUACGUGGGCAACAACGACAUCUGUUCGGACCUGUGCCACUGGGACACUCCGGAGAGCUUCCUCGACCAGCACGCCCGCGACCUGCGCCAGGCACUUCGGCUGCUCCGCGACCAUGUGCCCCGGCUGCUGAUCAACCUGAUCAUUGUGCCCAACAUCCCAGUGGUGCUGAGCACCAUGACCAAGGUGCCCCUGCAGUGCUUCGUGGUGCACCGAGUGGGAUGUCAUUGCCUGAUCAACGACCGGCUCAACAAAACCGAGCUGGCGGCACGCAUGGACACCCUGAUCCGCUGGCAGCGGCUGGACAUGGAGAUCGCCCGACUGCCCGAGUUCCAUCGCCAGGACUUCGCCAUCGUCGCCCAUCCGAUGCUGGCCAAUGUGACGGCUCCCACAAUGCCCGAUGGGAGCACGGACUGGCGGUUCUUCUCCCACGACUGUUUCCACUUCAGCCAGCGGGGCCACGCGAUCAUCUCGAACCUGCUGUGGAACAGCAUGCUCCUGCCGGACGACCAGAAGCCGCGACCUUCGAAAGUGCCCGAGCUGUUCGAGCGGGUCGUUUGCCCCACUGCGGAGCAGCCCUACUUUGUGGUCAGGCCCAGUUGAGGGCCUCGUCUCCCCAGAUCAGGAGCGGGUUAAGUUACUUGGUUAGGCUGUCUGGUGAACUGUUUAGCAUGUCCAGUCGGGUGUACACAGAGGAAAAUUACUGGUUCGAUUCGGUAUUCGCAUAUCAAGGUAGAAUUAAAAGUAUUUCCAAUGUUAAAGAACUGAAUUAAAAAUGAGAUGUAAGACCAUUUCACUCCAGUUUCGCAAAUAUUGUUGCGGAGUUGAUUGGAUAGUGCAACGUUAGAUUUUACGACUUUUGUAAUAACUUAUGAUCCUGGGCUUAAGAGAAUAAAUACAAAU
This is a messenger RNA of Drosophila biarmipes, 1780 nucleotides long. Its product is annotated as phospholipase B1, membrane-associated. The record is from RefSeq and is a predicted model, not a curated record. Gene Ontology annotation, molecular function: glycerophospholipase activity. Gene Ontology annotation, biological process: phospholipid metabolic process. Bases 134 to 1480 code for a protein of 448 amino acids. Lineage: Eukaryota; Metazoa; Arthropoda; Insecta; Diptera; Drosophilidae. The transcript has a single exon.